Messenger RNA from Alternaria burnsii, 3534 nucleotides. Its product is annotated as k(+) h(+) antiporter 1. Gene Ontology annotation, biological process: proton transmembrane transport. Lineage: Eukaryota; Fungi; Ascomycota; Dothideomycetes; Pleosporales; Pleosporaceae. Bases 1 to 3534 code for a protein of 1177 amino acids. The transcript is spliced from 8 exons. Gene Ontology annotation, cellular component: membrane. Gene Ontology annotation, molecular function: antiporter activity. The record is from RefSeq and is a predicted model, not a curated record.
AUGCUUCGUCAAACAGCUCUUUUCGCCUUGGCCCUUGCGGCACCAACCAUCGCCCAAGUUACUGAAGGCUUCGAGAAUGGCUGGGAUCAAACCGCAUGGCCUGUGUACGCAACAGACUGUAAUCAAGGAGGCAAAGUCACCCUAGAUAGCUCGACAGCCCACACGGGCAAGAACAGUAUUCGUGUCGAUGGAGCAGGUGGAUUCUGUGGCCACAUCUUCGUUGGCACAACGAAGAUUCCUUCUGGCGAUGUUUACGUGCGAACAUAUGUCAAAGCCGCAAAAGCUCUGACCGACUCCCACGUAACCUUCAUCACCAUGCCCGACUCGGCUCAAGGCACAAAUAAACACCUCCGCAUCGGAGGACAAUCCAAGAUCCUCAUGUACAAUCGCGAAACCGACGACGCUACUUUGCCGGAUCUGUCCCCACAGGGUAUUGCGACGUCCAAGGCGCUGCCAACGAAUGCUUGGACGUGCUUUGAGUACCAUUUGGGUACUGACGGAAGUGUGGCGACGUGGUUGAACAACGUAACGGUGCCGGCUUUGACUGUGGGCAAUGGAGCGACGAAUGCGAAUGCGGGGCAGUGGACGAGGAGCAGUGUUAAGCCGAAGAUUACGGGAGCGUACUUUGGAUGGGAAAGCUAUGGCGGUGAUACUAACACUAUGUGGAUCUUGGUGUGGCAGUUUCUUGCUCUGAGCAUCGCAGCUGGCUUGCGGCGCGAUACCCUGCCGAUCAGGUAUCGCCUGAUCCCUAUUGGGUUGGCUUACGACUCCCACUUGGCGAACAAGCGGAACCAAGCCCACGAGCACCGCGCCACACUUGCUUUCACCAAUGUAGACGACCAGACCCACGCGUUCGCCAUGUCGUCUGUAGCAGCGUCGGCAAGUGCGGCGCCCACGGCGCCCAUCAAGGCUCCGCCGCAAGCCGGUAUCCUCGAGGGCGUCAAUCCAGUGCAUUUCGACAAGAAUCAUCCGAUUAUUCUGUUCAUUGUUCAGGCGGGCAUUAUUAUCAUCUUCUGCCGCGCACUCAACUGGCCCCUCUCGAAAAUCCGUCAACCUCGUGUGAUAUCCGAAAUCAUCGGCGGCAUCAUUCUGGGUCCCUCCGUUAUGGGCCGGAUCCCCGGCUUCCAAACCUCCAUCUUCCCAACCGAGUCCAUGACCAACUUAAACCUGGUUGCCAAUCUCGGUCUCACAUUGUUUCUGUUCAUCAUUGGACUGGAAGUAGACCUACGAUUUUUACUAAGCAACUGGAGACCAGCGCUCAAUGUUGGCUUGGCGAGUAUGGCUAUUCCGUUUGGACUUGGAUGCGCUAUUGCCGUGGGACUUUACAAUGAGUUCAAGGAUGAGCCGGAUACGGUUCAGAUUGACUUUGCCAUCUUUAUGUUGUUUAUCGGUGUGGCUAUGGCGAUUACUGCCUUUCCUGUGCUUUGCCGUAUCUUAACGGAACUCAAGCUGCUCAUGACUCCAGUUGGUGUUAUCGUUCUCUCAGCUGGUGUUGGUAACGACGUUGUUGGAUGGAUUCUACUCGCUCUUUGCGUAGCUCUUGUCAACGCUGGCUCGGGUCUGUCGGCACUGUGGGUGCUGCUCACAUGUUUUGGGUACAUGCUGUUCCUUGUGUACGCCGUUCGACCAGCAUUCGUCUACAUCCUGCGUCGUCAGCGCGCACUUCAAGACGGUCCCAGCCAAGGCAUCAUCAGUCUCACUCUGCUCAUCGCUCUGGGAUCCGCUUUCUUCACCGGUAUCAUUGGUGUCCAUCCUAUCUUCGGUGCGUUCAUGGCUGGUUUGAUCUGUCCGCACGAAGGUGGUUUUGCCAUCAAAGUUGCUGAGAAGAUUGAGGAUCUAAUCGGCGCCCUCUUCCUGCCGCUCUACUUUACCCUCUCAGGACUGAACACUAACAUUGGCCUCCUGGACUCUGGUAUUGUUUGGGCCUACGUCAUUGGCGUCUGCGCUGUAGCGUUUUUCUCCAAGUUCCUCAGUGCUACACUCGCGGCUCGUGGAAGCAAGAUGCUUUGGCGAGAAUGUUUCGCUGUAGGAUCACUGAUGAGUUGUAAGGGAUUGGUAGAGCUGAUCGUCUUGAACAUCGGGUUGAAUGCCAAGAUUCUCAGCACUCGAACCUUCACCAUCUUCGUUGUCAUGGCCCUUGUCACUACCUUUGCGUCGUCUCCCUUGACCAUGUACUUCUAUCCCCCGUGGUACCAGAAGAAGGUCGAGGCGUGGCGUCGCGGCGAGAUUGAUUGGGACACCGGCAAGCCUCUUGAUGGUUCCGAAGAUGGUGUCGACGGUGUGAACUACGAGAAGAUGGCUGCUGAGAAGAUCCAGCGGAUGACCGUCUACCUCCGUCUAGACAGUAUGCCUAACCUCCUAGCCUUCACCUCCCUCUUUGGUGGAAACGCAGACAAGCCAGCGGCCAAGACACACCCUUCCAAGGACAUUAGCAGUACUGGAAAAGAGACAGGCGAGACAUCACUAGUCGAAACCGCACCAUCAAGACCAGUAGAAGCCUACGGUCUCCGUCUACUCAACCUCACCGACCGUGGCUCCUCCGUCAUGCAGGUCUCGGAAAUAGAAUCAUACACAGCCUAUGACCCUGUCGUAAACACCUUCCGCACUUUCGGUCGUCUCCACAAUCUAGCCGUCAGCGGUGAAGUGCUCGUCGUGCCGGAAUCCUCUUUUGCCGAAACCCUCGCCACACGUGCUUCAGACUCUAACUUCCUUGUUCUUCCCUGGAGUGAGACAGGCGGUAUGUCCGAACAAGCCAUCAUUGAAGACAAGGGAACGAAGAACAAGCUCGCCGCAUCAGGUUACAACUCGUUUGUGCAUGAGACGCUCGAACAAGCCAGCAUACCCGUCGCAGUACUCAUCAACAAGAACUUUGGAGGCAGCAAGAACAAGGAGCAGAAGCAGCGAUUGAAGCUUACCAGAACAUACAGUAGUGUCAGUCUGUCGAGCGCUAGAGACAAGGCGGUUACAGCGCCCAUUGCGGAUCGAAGCCACCACAUCUUCUUCCCCUUCUUUGGCGGCAACGACGAUAAGACAGCGUUGAGAUUGGUUCUGCAGUUGGCAGAGAAUCCGCAGGUUACUGCUACAGUUGUGUACUUCGAUGUUCCAGAGUCCAUCAUUGGUGCUUCUGCAUCUUCGCCAAUCUCUUCAACGGUGCUAGGAAAGGAUGGAGAAGCCGUAACGACUACGACCACAACCACGUCCCGCGACCAGGACGCAGCCUUCUUCGCUUCCCUGCGCGCCUCGCUUCCCGUCGACCUAGCGAACCGCGUUAUCUUCGAGACUGUGCCAUCCACUGCACCAGUCGCUGAUGCUAUCGCCCGAGCGAGUAUCGAGGUUGGUCAGUCGCCGAGAAACGCAGGUGAUCUCAUCGUGUUGGGCAGGAAUGUAGCGAGGAACAGUGUGUUGGAGAGGGAGAACGCUGUGGACGAGAUAAGGAGUAGUUCGAGUGCGGCAGGUACGCUAGGUGUGCUUGCUGAGAAGGUUUGGGAAGGGAAACUGGGGGCUAGUGUCUUGGUUGUAAAGGCAGGAUUGUGA